This is a messenger RNA of Ictalurus punctatus (channel catfish), 6075 nucleotides long. It is a transcript of the gene otoa, whose product is annotated as otoancorin. The transcript has 28 exons. Gene Ontology annotation, biological process: cell-matrix adhesion. Gene Ontology annotation, cellular component: cell surface. NCBI's taxonomy places the organism in Eukaryota, Metazoa, Chordata, Actinopteri, Siluriformes, Ictaluridae. The record is from RefSeq and is a predicted model, not a curated record. Bases 1848 to 5429 code for a protein of 1193 amino acids.
AAAAGGUUGUUGAGCUUCACAAAAUGGGAAGUGGCUAUAAGAAAAGAGCACAAUUAUUGAAAAUUCCCAUUUCCACCAUCAGGGCAAUAAUUAAGAAGUUCCAGUCAACUCGAAAUGUUAUGAAUCAACCUGGAAUUAGACGUGUGUCUAUAUCGUCUGUGCACUGUGAAGAGGGCGGUUCGAGUGGCCAAAAAAUCUCCAAGGAUCACAGCUGGGGAAUCGCAGAAGUUAGUUAGUCCUGGGGUCAGAAAGUCUCCACAACUACAAUCUGAAGUCCCCUACAUCACCACAAGUCGUUUGUAAGGGUUUCAAGAAAAAAUCCUUUACUCUCAUCCAAAAACAAACUCAAGUGUCUUCAGUUUGCCAGACACUACUGGAACUUCAAAUUGGAUCGGGUUCUACGGUCAGAUGAAACCAAAAUAGAGCUUUUUGGCAAUAAACACCAGAGGUGGUUUUAGCGCACACAGAUAGGAAGCCAUAUGGAAAAGUACCUCAUGUCCACGGUUAAAUAUGGUGGGGGCUCUUUAAUGUUUUGGGGCUGUUUUUCUGCCAGAUGACCUGGACAUUUUGUUAGGAUACAUGGCAUCAUGGACUCUAUCAAAUAUCAACAGAUAUUAAAUGAAAACCUGACUGCCUCUGCCAGGAAGCUUAAAAUGGGCCGUGGUUGGAUCUUCCAGCAGGACAAUGAUCCAAAACAUCAAAAUCAACACAAAAAUGGUUUACUGACCACAAAAUCAAGGUCCUGCCAUGACCAUCCCAGUCCCCUGACUUGAACCCCAUAGAAAACCUGUGGGGUGAACUGAAGAGGACAGUCCACCAGCGUGGACCUCGAAAUGUGAAGGAUCUGGAGAGAUUCUGUAUGGAGGAACGGUCCCAGAUCCCUUGCCAUGUAUUCUCCAACCUCAUCAGCAUUAUAGGAGAAGACUCAGAGCUGUUAUCUUGGUAAAGCAAAGUAGCACAAAGUAUUGACUAAAAGGGUCCCAAUAAUUGUUGCACACCUAUAAUUAACAGACUUUUUUUCUUUUUUUUUGAUAAACCUGUGUUGUGUUUGCAAUUGUUUGAUAUCCACAAGAGCAGAGUAUUUUUGUGAAUUUUUUAAACAAAAGAUCAAAAGCUUAAACAAUAAAGACACAUUUUCACAGCCUUCUUUUACCUAGGGUGCCAAUAUUAGUGGAGGGCGCUGUAGAUAGCCUGCUGUGCUGUUCCUGGCACUACAUCUGUCACAUGCUUACAUACUUAGUUAUUCUCCGCUGCUCUUUAAGUAAAUAUUCCACACAACUGCAAUAUUGUAUUCUAUUUGUAUUUUUUAAAUUAUUGUCUAGUCACCUAAGUAGGUUUGCAUGUUGUUUUUUUUUUUGUAUGAACAAUUGUCUUUGGCAUACUUUGAAUGUGACGAGUAAAAUGACUUUGGCUUUAACUUUGCAAAUGCAAAUACAAAUAUGCAAAUGUACAUAUGGUGUUGAUUUUGAAUACAAUCCCAAUGUCACUGCAACACACCUGUUCAUUUAUUUAUUAAUGCGCAGGUCAUAGCCAUAAAUUAGAUUUUUGAUUCCCCCCCCACAUUUAUCACAAGAGGUGCUGGAGGCAGUGUCAGCUCCCAGCUCCAGGGUGCCUUGUUUGAUCCUGAGCACUAUCCAGAGUAAUUUUCUGUAUAUGUAUGUGUGGGUUUCACUGUAAUUACCCCUUUGUUCCCUUCUCAUAAGACAACUCCAUCACAAUUGUAAGACUAAUAUAAAUUUUUUGUAGUUUAUUUUGGUGGAGUGUCUCUACAAGACACACCACCUUGUUCUAUUUCACUAUUAUGUUUCACAUGUAAAAAAAAUGCCCGUAGCAACUUAAGUUGCUUUAUGAUACAAAUACAUAAUAUUGUAGUAUUAUUCAAUGUUGAGUACUGUUCUCAAAAUAAUUUAAAGAUGUUUGAUUUCUCAGCCAGUGAGGGACAUCAGGAGGAAUCUGCGAUGUCUUUCGCUCAUGGAACUUUGAUUUGUCUUCUUUUAGCUCAUUGGGCUACAGUAAAAUCACAGGGCAUGCUACCACCAGGCUUUCCUCCGCUGCCUCAAGACUUUAAGGAAAUGGCCAAGAAGAUGAUGACCAUAUGCUCCAUGAAAGGUUAUUCUCCACCUAUCCUAAUGGACUCCAUGUUGAACAGCUCUUUCUUCAAACCAGAUGAGAUGACAAUGGGAAACCCCAUCUCUAUUUUUGCUUCCCUUCUUUCUUCACUCCCUCCUCUCUCUUCACCCAUUGCGAAGCCCAAUGAAACAGACCUGGCCUUGAACAUCACAGAGAAAAUGUGCAACAGUUCGAAUCUGCCACAAAUGAUCGACCACAUGUGGAACACCACGGAGAAGACACACUGUUUCAUACGAGCAUUCUUGGCUCCUCUCUCCUGGGUGGCCAUCGUACAGAAUGCUACACAAUUUGACCCACAGCAGCUCAGAAAGAUGCUUUGGGUGGCUAAACCUUUCCUAGAAAUGUCAAAUUCUUCUCUAAUGCUGCCUCGAACACUGCAGGGCUCUCAGCUCCCCUUAAUGAUGCAGACAUUCAAUGAGGUCUUCGUCUCCCUUUCAGAAGGGCAAAGGAAUGAUAUCAGGCAAUGGAUGAAAGAGAGAUUAACAGAACAUGAUCACAGUUGUGCACCAAAUAAUAGCCUUACCGGUGUUCCCAGUCCACCAAUGCCAGUACAACCUUCCAUGCUUAAUUCUUCAAUUUCUGGCUGUCAAACCAAAAUGCCUUGGCUGAAGGCUGACGUGCUGAGGAUGAUGGGACGUUUCAUUUCGAAGCUGCCUGAAGCAGAUCUGAGGGGCAUACUUACAGAAGAGUUGUGUAAGUUCUUCCAGUCUCCAGAAUUCCCAUUUUCAUUCAGUAAUGUCAGCGGGAUGCAGACUGCGAAUGCUCAGACACUAAUGCAGCGACUCAAGCGAGAGUGUUUCAAUGCCACACAGAACUUCCCCAACCAAAUGGACAGGCUUGGGUAUCUCGUCUGUUUCUAUGAUGAUCCCCAGUCGCUGAAUGCGACACUAAUUAAAAAGCUGCUCCACCAGCUGGGGGGUUGUGAACCCAGUGGGAUUGAUGAGAUGAGGAAACAGUUGGUGAGGAAGCUGAUGUCAGAUGGCGAGCCUCCCACUUCUGAGAUGCUGCAUUCUCUGGGCUCCGGGAUGUUGCUUCUCUCUCCUUCCAUACUGUCCAGUUUCAGCAGAGACUCUCUGAAUAACACGAUGUUCAGCCUGAGCCAAAUAGAAUGGAAGCCAGCUCAGGCCAAAAUCUUGGUCCAGAAAUUAUUGGAGAAGGCUACGGACAUCAGUGGGGAGAAAUUGUUGUCCCUGGGUUCAAUGGUGAGAGGUGUAGCCAGUGACCUGCUCAAGAAUGUCAAGUCACAAGGCCUGCUGGGAAGCGAGGGCCUGAAAAAUAUAAGUGAGAGGUUGUCUUCGUUACAGAAAAAGGCUCUUCUUGUGGGGAUGCAUGCUGAUGUGAAUGCAAGUUAUUUGGUGAAGGAAAUCCCAGAUGCUCUUAUCGCCUCUCUCUCUCUGUCCUUCCUCGACAAAGCAAACCUUAAUUCUCUCGAUCGGCUGGAGGGCCGCAGCUGGUCCAGAACACAGUCUGUUUACCUUUUGAAGAAGAUUGUAGGUAAUGGGCUCAAACCUGAACAGAUAAGAAAGCUGGGCCAGGCCGUUCAGGGCGUGACCUGCAACAUGAUUGAUGGCAUUGCUCAGAGUGAUAGCUUGGAAGCAACUCAAACCCUUGCCAAUUCUUUUAGCUUGCUCUCUAAGACACAGGUACGCUGCAUGGCUGGUAAACUGUUCCAGAGUCUGGAGAAGCAAAGGCCUGGAUAUUUCACAAACGUCAGCAAAUCAGAGCUCCAGGCCAUUCCAGCUCUGCUGCUUAUCCACCUACCGGUACCGGUGAUUCAGGGUCUCCCAGCCUCCGUGUGUCCUUAUUUCUUGGAGAAGAUGAGUCAAGCCAACCUCUCAUCCCUACCAAACAGUGCACCAUCACGCCGGGAACUUAGAAACAAAGCCCUCAGCUGCCUGGGGAAGAACGCAUCUGCAGUGUCUGCAGCGGAUAUCUCGUCUUUGGGUCCACUUGUGUGUGAACUGGAGCCAACCUGGAUCUCCUCUCUGAAACCUGACGCUCUAAACUUCACUUUGCAGGCCCUGGCGUCCUGCAAACACAUUCCCCAGCCUUCCAGAGGACCUCUGUUCACUCUUCUCACGAAUUUCUACGGGGCCCCAUCUAAUUGGUCAGAGGAUGUCACAAAGUCCCUGGGACCCCUCGUCUUACUGAAUGACGCUGCCCUUGAGGCAUUAUCUUUUAAGAGCUGGCUGAAGAAAUCUUUGUCAGAUCUGCAACACAGCAUGGAGGCUGAGGUUGCAGGUCUGGCCCCAGAGGAGUUCCGUGCCUGGCCCGAUUUCUCAGCCCUCCAGCGCAAACUCUUUCAGCUGAAAACUAAAAUCACCCAGCAGCGGCGCAGGAGAGACACACUAGUACCUACUCUGCCAAUGAUCGAGGAUCUGAGGGAGGGAAAUGUGCUCUGGAGUCCUGCUCAACUGUCCAGCAUGACAGCCCAAACGUAUAGAGACGGCGCGUCUAUCCUGGGAGAGAUACGCAGCUAUACUACAGAACAACUGAUAGCGCUGAAAGACAAAGCUAUAGAGGCAUGGGGAGAUGUAUCGAUGCUUAACGAAUCGAAGAUCGUGGAGAUGGGUUGUGUGUCUCAGAGUUUUAACGCUAAACAACUCCAAAACCUUAGCAUCACCUCACUGGAUACUCUGGAGCUUCUGUCCGUCUGCCAGUGGAACCAAACACAGAAGGAAGCGGUCUUGCGGGGUUUCGUAACGAGAACUGGAAUGAAAAUGGCUAAACUCGGUGCACUCGAGAUGGCAGGCCUGGGCCAGUUUAUUUGCGGACUGCAGCCCAACGAAACCGAGCAGCUCAACGCUACAGAAUUCAAGGAUGCUGCGGGAGAUGUAGGCCGUGCUUCCUGUCCUUUGAGUGUCCUGGAGUGUUUGAAGAAAAAAGCUGUUGCUGCAUUCGGCGACCCAAAAGGCUGGGGCGAAGCUGACGUUAGCGUCAUGGGCAACAUAAUCGCUGGGCUGACUGCCACUGAGCUGGGAUACCUAAGCGCUCCAGUUCUGCCGUUCAUCCGUCAGUCCGCCAUCUCUCUCAUCCCUCCUGAACGUCUGGCGGCGCUUUCAGUGAGCCAGCUAAAGGCUUUGGGUCCUGACAACGCAGCAGCGAUAACAACGUCUCAGCGUGCCGCACUGGGAGUAGAGCAGAGAGCAGCCGUAGACGAAGCAGUGGGACUGGCGGCACAAAAGUCUGAAAUCACAACCACGCUGCCACAGAAAGGAGGGGCACCAAAACAAAGCAUGUUGGGAACUGCGGUCCUUCUGCAGCCCCUUGUAUUGCUGCUGUUGGGAUAUAUUCGCUAAGAAGCACACCACUGAAAAGCUAGCUGGGAAUAUUUAUCUCUCAAUCUCCCAGAUUGAACAGCUAAUGCAUAUACGUGCCUUUGGCUUAUUAGCUUAGGUGACCAUGUAAAGAAAAUGUUAUAUAGCUGUCAUAUAAUCACUACAGAAGCAAUAAAUCCACCUGAGCGGGGAUAGGGAGGGGGGGAUUGGCUAUAUUCCAUCAACGUGGACCUAUACAGUUAGUUCUUAUACAACCAUUUAAUGCUCAGUCUGGAGGAGUGCACCAUAGUGAUUCCAUGGCAGUUUGAUAAAGAUUGGGCGCAGAUUUCAGCCCAGAUUUCUAGUUUAUGGGUAUACAUUUAUUUUUUAUUUCCUGUCUUCAGUUAGCAGUUUCUUAGUAAAGACUGCUGCUUAAAAAUAAAAAAAGUUCAUACGAUUAGUAAAGAGAACAGGGUAGAAUUUCAGGGACUAUAACCAUUUCUCAGGUACAUUUCAGUGAGCAUGUGACUCACAUGGAACCUGCUUUAAGAGACUUGCUACUGCUACUUUAUAUGCAUAUGAAUAUAUUUAAUAGUCCUCUCUCUCUAAUAAAACGAUCAGAUGGAAGAUUAUAACAGUAUAUUUUUGGUAACAGAUUUAUUUUGAGCCUUUUUGAGUUCUGUGUGUU